AAAAAAAAAAAAAAAAAAAAACGGCUCUGCGCGUGAGUGUGACCGUUCAACGGCUGCCAGCUUUUAACGGCUCCACGAGCUCCUGCUUUUUAAAUUAAACUGACACACCAGCAGCUUUAGCUUUAUUCCUUAAUGUUGCUACGAGGAGGGCUGGGUUUUUACACGGGGGUUGCAUCACAUUUGACGAAAGAACAGACAAAAAAAAAGAAAAAUGGUUUAACGGUUGAUCUGAUAUUGUGGUGUACUGGCCCUUUAAGUGAAGUCCACAGGGGGAGGGGGGGAGCCCAAUGAUGGCAUCUUUUCUCACCUAACUCCGGAUCAGUCAUUAAUUAACAAAUACAUGCGCUUGCUAAUGAUGAAUCCAGCGUCUACAAAAAAAAAAUAAAUAAAAAUAAUAAGCCUGACAUUUUCUAUUGUGCCGUGAGGCCAGUGUGACGGCAUUUUAUAGUGAUUAAAGCCACGUAUUCACACCAAACACCCACUCGUGUUGUGCGCGAGGAUGCUGAUGCUGAUUUGUCAACCAGCUAACAACAGCUACGCCUCCGGGCAAGCUGCUGUUAGCAUUAAUUAGCUUGCCUUUUUUUUUUUUUUACACAAACAAGGGAGGGUACAUCGUGUCUGGAAUUCACGAAAAUAAUGUGGUGUCGCAAAUAGCUACAGCACGUACCGACAGCUCCAAGCCAUGGAUCCGAGCUGCAGUGCCUCAGCUGCUCCUGCUGGUUUGACAGUCCAGGUGUGUUUCCCCGGAGCCCGAGCUGCGGUUCUGGACAAUCUGAACCGCCAGCGGGAGGAGGGCCGGCUGUGUGACCUCUCCAUCCAGGUGCAGGGUCAAGUCUUCAGGGCCCACCGCUGUGUGCUCGCCGCAUCCUCGCCUUACUUUCAUGACCAGGUCUUACUGAAGAAUGUCACAACUGUUUCUCUACCUUCAGUUAUGGACCCAGUGGCCUUCGAGAGUGUCCUGAGUUCUGCCUACACAGGCCAGCUGAGCAUUGUGCAUGAUGACAUUGUGAACUACGUCACUGUGGCCAGUUUCCUCCAGAUGUGGCACAUCGUAGACAAGUGCACCGAGAUCCUGAAGAGGCCCCGGCCCUCGGCGGAAGUCAUCCCUGGAGAGGCGGCUGUAGCACACCAUGGCACUGCAUCUCGCCAGCAGUCCCCGAGCAGCACAGACUGCUUAUACCUGGAAACGGAGGGAAGAAGGAAGGAGAGGAAGCCUGAUGCGUUACCCCCCUUAGCUACAUGGAGACGGCCGCAGCAAUUUCCUAGAUGGGGGCGUCCACGGGCCUCAUCAGCUCAGCACUUAGCAGACUCUCAACUGGACACGCUCCCUGGAUAUGCGGAUAGUGAUUACACCAGCUGUGAGGAGGCAUGGGUAUCGAGCCAGGCUAAAACAAGCCAGUUUGUUCAUGAUGGACCAGGACAUAAUACCCGGAACCACGGGGGGUUCCCUGGAGGUGACGCGUUAAAGCAGAAAGUCAGAUUUCAACAGCGGGGAGCGCCGGCAAAUGCUGAUAGGCUACUUGAUAAGAAUAGAGAGAGCGGGGACUGUGAUGAGAUGCGAGAGAGGAGGAAGGGUGAGAAGAGGGAGAUUGAGGCCGAUGAGGGAGUAGGAGAGGAGGCGGAGGAGAAGAAGGAAGGCUUUGCACAAAUGGGACACUGUGGCCUCCACGCAAUUUCAAAUGAGAGUGUAGGUCCCGGACAAAUCACAGGGAAGCCCAGUGUGGAGGAGAUGAAGGAGAAAGUUCAGAGAAGCUUGGUAGAAAGCGAUCCCUCCUCAGGCCCGCCCAGUGUUCACGCUUGCACAACAGACGGAGGAGCUCCAGGUCCGCCCUGUCCGGUCUCAACCCGGCUGCAGUGGCAGAUGGGUCCCUGGUCUCAACAAGAGCAGAGGCCUCAGGAGGGAGAGGCCGGCAGCUGCAGUAAAGACGAGGAUGACGAGGAGGAGGAAGAGGACUUUGAGGGUUUCACCGAGGGGACCUUCAGCAGAGACACGUAUGACGAGAUUGAAGAUGGCACAGGGCAGGUGUCCCAGAGGCCUUUGGUGCCGGUGUCUCCUGACUUCACUGUGGCAGGCUCAGAGGUGAACUGGCCUUCCACCAGCGUGGGACAAGGUGGCUCACUGACUCCCACCUCAAAUCGCAAUUUGUCUCCAUCCUCCGCUGCGUUUCCACCACCCUGUUCACCCCCAACCCCAUCUUCCUCCUCCUCCGUCUCUCUUGCUGGCGCCCCCUACACAGGAAAAGUCCACUUCUGUCACUGUGGCAAAGCCUACACCCUGAAGAGCAUGCGUGACCGGCACGUGAAGAUGCAGCACCUCAAUCUACGGCCCUUUGGCUGUCCUGUUUGCACAAAGUCCUUCAAGAUGAAGCACCAUCUAACCAAGCACCUUAAGACUCACGGGGGGCUGCGGCCCUACGAGUGUGGCCUGUGUGGGAAGAAAGUCAUCUGGAGGGACAGCUUCCUCAGGCAUCAGGCCCGAUGUGAAAGACUCGCCUCUAGCUCUUCAGCUAACAGCAACAACACGAGCACGCCAGCAGCUGAUAUGGACGACAGCUACAGUUACGGAUUUGAAGACGGGGAGGCUUUUCUUGCAGCGGGAGGACAAGUGAAAGUGGAGGAGGUGGAUUUUCACGGGGAGAUGGAGGACGGGAUGGGUGGCCUGUUGGGCAGUGUGUCUGGGAUUGUGGACCAGCUAAGAACUCAGUCACAAAAUGUAGCCACCGGGAGUCAUGUUUUUAAAGAGGAGGCGAGUGAAAGCUUUAGUGGAAAUUAAUGUGAAACAAACAUUUUUUUUACAGCACUUAAAUUGCAACCCAAUCACCAGAAUGAAUGUUGCCAAUUAAUGUUUCUGCAAACCAGGGAUUUCUGGAAACCUUACAUUCCUUUAAGGUUCAGUUUUCUGUUUUGAUAGAUGAUAGAUUGAUCGAUGUCGUGACAAUGCUGUGCUUAUGAUCUGGUUAGGUUUAGGCGCAAAAAAUUUGUUAAGGGUCAAGAAAACAUAAUGUUUUUUCUUAAAAAAGCUAUUUUUGUCACUUCAAACACAGAUCAAAAUUGUCCCAUGGUCUCCUUUAAGAAUAUCCAGUAAUGUCACUUAGAAAUGUUGUAACACAGUCUCAGACUGUGGUCACUGGCUCAGCAGACCUCCUGCCUGUAACUCCACCCACUGAUAUGACAGUCAGUCAUAUGCCUCUAAUGUAAAUGUGAUAUGACACAUUUUACAGAAAUGUCAAUAUGGUAUGAAGCCUAUGACAUAGACAAAUGUGAACUUUUAAGUUGUUUGUAGAAAUGUUAACUGCCAACAUUUUAUCCUGGUGCCUGGGACAUAAAUACAUACGAGAAGGACAAUGAAUGUCAUGAUAACUUUAAAAGUCUAUGGACUCAAAUCUUUGAAGGCUUCUUUGAGCAGCCACAUGUGUUUUACCUUUUUAUAUGUGCACUAUUUUUCAUGUCAUUGGUAUUUUGGAGAGUAAAGUAACAAUCACAGGCUUCAUUCAAGUGAUCCUUUUUAUUUUGUGCCGUGCCAUGUAGCCUCUUGUUUAGUGAUGCUGUACAUCUGUACUGAGCAGUGUUGUGAAUGUACUUCUGGAGCCCGAAUGACGUUAAUUUUGCACAUAAAUUAUUUACCAUUGAUCUGCAUUAGGAAAUAAAUACUAAAAAUAUAAAAGUGUUUAUUAUGCCAUAUUGAUGUCUCUUCACCACAUGUAAAGAAAAGGAGUCUUGGUAAUAAAACCAUUUUGUUUUUAUGCUCAUUGA
Molecule: messenger RNA, 3753 nt
Organism: Acanthopagrus latus (yellowfin seabream)
Lineage: Eukaryota; Metazoa; Chordata; Actinopteri; Spariformes; Sparidae
Gene: zbtb22a
Product: zinc finger and BTB domain containing 22a
Exons: 4
Coding region: 683-2773 (696 amino acids)
Biological process (GO): regulation of transcription by RNA polymerase II
Molecular function (GO): RNA polymerase II cis-regulatory region sequence-specific DNA binding; protein binding; DNA-binding transcription factor activity, RNA polymerase II-specific
Source: RefSeq, a predicted model, not a curated record